Molecule: messenger RNA, 3504 nt
Organism: Lepus europaeus (European hare)
Lineage: Eukaryota; Metazoa; Chordata; Mammalia; Lagomorpha; Leporidae
Gene: CD163
Product: CD163 molecule
Exons: 17
Cellular component (GO): membrane
Source: RefSeq, a predicted model, not a curated record
AUGGACCAGAACAUCUUGAAAACGAACUUUGUCUUCACACUUCACUGGGCACAGUGGCAGUUUGGCUACAGAAUUAACUGGCCAGAAACAUUUCCAAGGGAGGAGGUUCGGUGGUUGGUAGAGGAUCAAAAGAACCUGUUGAUAGCUUCAGAGAAUGUAGAAGCUAUGGUUCUGAAAGGGGAAUUCCUGAACAUAGUGGGCAGAGCUGUCCUCAUCCCAGGCUCCGGCUACUUUCUUGCGCCUACCUUGAUGCUUUUCCUUUCUGCAGCGAUGAAUCAGAAGGAAAAGGAAAAAGAGAAAGAUGCAAGGUCCAAGGAUGAAACCAAGGACACUCGUCACAAAGAGGAUCCCAGGGAGUAUCUGCCUACAGCUUCUUCACUCACGGGGACUCCUCACUCCAGCAUCCACAUCACCCCUGUUGUCUGUCUCACAGUGACUGCAAGUCUAGUCGGCAAAGAGGAAUCCCUGCCCCUGCAUUACACCUCCACAAGCCAGGCACAGCUUCCCCAGGUGGCCAGAGCAGAGAUAUGCACACCACGGUGCAAGUUUGACUACAAUGAGUCAUGUUUAAUUUCACAACUUUCUUGUCACCUUACUAAUCCUCUUGCCACUGUUACUUCUGCUGGAAAGCAGACCCAACUGUUGCCCUGGUACAAUGACUCCAUGUCUGAUCCAGCAGGUGCUGCAGCAUGAAAGUAGAGUGCCACCCACUGCUUGGUUUAAGGGAUCAGAAAAUCCUUUCAUUCUCUGUUUAAAUGCAACCACUGACAUAAUUCUUUCUCCUCAGAAAGCCCACAGCUCCGCCUGGUGGAAGGGAAUAGUCGCUGUUCCGGAAGAGUGGAGAUCCUUCACCAGGGAACCUGGGGCACCGUCUGUGAUGACUACUGGGACUGGGAGGAUGCCCAAGUGGUGUGCGGACAGCUGGGUUGUGGAGUACCCCUGGAAGCCAUGUAUGCUGCUCACUUUGGAAGGGGAACAGGGCCUAUCUGGCUGGAUGAACUCAAUUGCAUAGGAAAUGAGUCUCAUGUGUGGAAGUGCCCUUCCCUAGGCUGGGGGAAGCACUACUGCACUCACGGGAGUGAUGCAGGAGUCAUCUGCUCAGGAUUUGUGCAUCUGAUUGGAGGAGGUGGGCCCUGCUCUGGGCAAGUGGAAGUGAAUUCUGAAGGACAUUGGACUCCGGUUUCUAGUGGAAACAUAACAUUCCCCACUGCCCAGGUCAUCUGUGUGGAGCUGGGGUGUGGCAAGGCUGCAUCUGUCCUGGGGGACGUGGCCUUCAGAGACACCGAAAGUCAGGUCUGGGCUGAAGAGUUCCAGUGUGAGGGGGAUGAGCCUGGACUCUGGUUCUGUCCCAGAGUAUCCUGUCCUGGAGGCCAUUGUCGUAACAGAGCUGUGCAAGUUGUCUGUUCAGGGUACACUGAUGUUCGGCUCCUGAAAAAUGGCACCUCUCACUGUGAGGGACAAGUGGAGGUGAAUGUCUCUGGAGACUGGACAGCGCUGUGUGCCUCCCACUGGAGUAUGGCCAAUGCCAAUGUUGUUUGUCAUCAGCUUGGCUGUGGAGUCGCCAUUUCAACACCAAAAGGAGCGUACUUUGUGGAGAGAGGCGAUCAGAUCUUGAAAGACCACUUCCAUUGCUCAGGGGCUGAGUCCUUCUUGUGGAAUUGCCCUGUGACUGCCCUGGGCAUUCCUGACUGCGCCCACGGAAACACAGCCUCUGUGAUCUGCUCAGUCGUUCUUGGUGAUUGGCCUUGCUUCAAACAGAGAAGUCUCACAUUGUCCGAAGCAGAAAUCUCCAUGCAGAAAAUUAGCUUUGAAGAUGAGAAAUCAUUACGUCCGCGAUACAGCCUGCAUCAGAGAUCCCACUGCCAGCUCACUGCUUGGUGUAAUUCAACUUCCUAUUCUGCAGGAAACCAGACCCAGCUGUCCCGUCGCCCGGACGCCUUGUCUGAUCCAGUGGGCUCUACGGCCGCCACCCGCUCAGAGAGCUCACAGCUCCGCCUGGUGGGCGGCGGCAGUCGCUGUGCCGGCAGGGUGGAGAUCCUGCACCAGGGCGCCUGGGGCACCGUCUGCGACGACGACUGGGACCUGAGCGAUGCCCACGUGGUGUGCAGGCAGCUGGGCUGCGGAGUGGCCGUCCGCGUCACCGCCUCUGCUCACUUCGGGGAGGGAUCGGGGCUCAUCUGGCUGGACGACGUCAACUGCACCGGAAAUGAGUCCCACGUGUGGAAGUGCCCUUCCGGGGGCUGGGGGCGGCACAACUGCAGGCACAAGGAGGACGCGGGGGUCGUCUGCUCAGAGUUCCUGGCCCUCAGGCUGGUGAGCGAGGAACAGGAGUGUGCUGGGUGGCUGGAGGUUCUCUACAACCACACGUGGGGCAGUGUCUGCCGCAGCCCCAUGGAAGCCGUGACCUUGUCUGUGAUCUGCAGACAGCUGGGUUGCGGGGACAGCGGCACUCUGGACUACUCGGUUGCUGUCCGGGAAGGGUCUAGACCCCAGUGGGUGGAUGGAAUCCAGUGUCGGAGAACUGACACCUCUCUCUGGCAGUGUCCUUCCGACCCUUGGAAACGGAGGUCGUGCUCACCGAAGGAGGAAGCUUACAUCACAUGUGCAGGAAUGAGGCCCAAGAGCUGUCCGGCUGCUGCCCCCUGUACAGACAAAGAGAAGCUGCGACUCAGGGGCGGAGACAGCACGUGCUCCGGUCGAGUAGAGGUUUGGCACGCAGGCUCCUGGGGCACCGUGUGUGACGACUCCUGGAGCCUGGCAGAGGCUGAGGUGGUGUGUCAGCAGCUGGGCUGCGGCUCUGCCCUGGACGCUCUGAGCGGGGCUGCAUUUGGCCCGGGCAAUGGAAGAAUCUGGCUGGACGAGGUGCAGUGCGGGGGCAGGGAGUCCUCCCUGUGGGACUGUGCUGCAUCUCCCUGGGGACAGAGCAACUGCAAGCAUGAGGAAGAUGCUGGCGUGAGGUGUGCAGGCACCAGGGCACGCAGAGCUUCUGUCCCUGGCAUCUUCUCCUUUCCUGGGAUCCUCUGCAUCGUCCUGGGGGCCCUUCUCUUCCUGGUACUUAUUGUCCUCGGCACUCAGCUGCACAGAUGGAAAGCAGAGCACCAAGGCUUACCCACUUUUGAAAAUGCUCUUGAAGAGGCCCUGUACCAAGAGAUAGAUGAGAUCAUAAAGCCGAUGGAAGAGGACCUAUUGUACAGUACAGAACCUUUGGGACAGCAUGUUGAUGCUCCAGGACAUGGCUAUGAUGAUGUGGAAGAGUUACCUGUUCCUGAAACUCCUUCUUCCCCUGAGAUGAGUGAGCAGUAUUUUUGCCCAGAGGAGGGGGAUGAAGCCAGGUAUUCCCAGACAGAUGAAGUCACAGAUGAAGCUAUGAUUCUCCUUACCGUUGCAGGCGUCUCUCUCCAGCCUGCUAGGGAAGCUGCCAGCUCCAGCAUGGAAGAUGGGAUCCUCAUUGGUCCUGCGGCAAGAAGUCCUGGAUAUGAUGAUGUUGAGUUUAGCACUACAUAG